AUGUCAUUCCCGUUGUUCAUGGCCAUCCUUGAUCUAGUUGUUGGAGCUAGAUGUCCUCCAAACGUCCGUGUUCUUCUGUCGUUAUCAAUCUUAUACUCAUUGUCCCGUGCAUACUCCAUUGCUUUAAAGAUCGUUUCAGGAGAAAUAGUUUCGAGGUCAAAACCUUUUCAAGAGCGGGAGUAUGGUGAGGACAUCAAGUCAUCAUCAACCAAGGAGCACGGAACCAAAAGCCAUGAAGAGGAGAGAAUGAAGCUGAGGAGAGCUAAGGAGACAAGUGAGCUGAGUUCAGUUCAAAUGGAGGCCGUGAUCAAACAUCCAAGCUCAAGAAACACUUGGAGAUCAUACUCAACUCAUCCAGAGUUAGCCACGAAGAAUAAUCAGCCAAAAAGGAGUUCAUACGAAGCAGAUAUUGAAGAUACAUUCUGGCAGAUCUUCAAUGGACUCGAUGGAGACACGCGAUGUAGUAACCCUGGUGUGAGAUGGGGAGAUUUGACUAAUGGACUUCAUGGAGAGGAGCUAGAAGUCAAAUAA
Molecule: messenger RNA, 531 nt
Organism: Microthlaspi erraticum
Lineage: Eukaryota; Viridiplantae; Streptophyta; Magnoliopsida; Brassicales; Brassicaceae
Source: the annotation of a GenBank genome assembly